UGUUCGAGGGAAAACGCUUGCUGGAGCGAUUCGAGGCCUUGCAUCUACUUUCUAUGAACGAAAAAGGAAUAAACACGUUUUGUUUCGUAGUUUUCCUCAUGCAGCUGGCAGAAAUCGUUGGAUAAAAACAAACGGAGUUCGAGGAGUGGUUAAAUGGUGUUGAACAAUCACACAUGAUUCUCCUGAAAUGGGAAGAAUGUAGAGACGAGACGUGAAUACAAUCAGCUAGUUUUCUUUUUUUUUCUUUUUUUUAUUUCGAGACGAUGGCGUACCCAAAUUAUAGCUCACUAAACCGAGCUCAGCUCACCUUUGAAUAUCUGCACACAAACUCGACAACCCACGAGUUUCUUUUUGGAGCUUUGGCGGAACUCGUGGACAACUCGAGAGAUGCCAAUGCCACACGGAUAGACAUCUACACAGAGAAGAGACCCGAUCUGAGAGGCGGGUUUAUGCUGUGUUUUCUUGACGAUGGCACUGGAAUGGACCCCAGUGAAGCCACUCACGUCAUCCAGUUCGGCAAAUCGAGCAAACGUUUCCCAGAGUCUACUCACAUCGGCCAGUAUGGAAACGGAUUAAAGUCGGGUUCCAUGCGUAUAGGGAAGGACUUCAUUCUUUUCACCAAAAAAGACGACAAAUUAACGUGCUUGUUUUUGUCGCGAACGUUUCAUGAAGAAGAGGGUCUGGAUGAGGUGAUUGUCCCAUUACCCAGUUGGGACGUGAAGACCCAGCAGCCUCUGACUCAAGACACUGAGAAGUACGCUACUGAGACUGAACUCAUCUUUAAGUAUUCUCCUUUUAAGAACGAAGAGCAGCUAUUUCGGCAGUUCAAGAAGAUCGAAGGACCCAGCGGGACACUGGUUGUAGUUUAUAAUUUGAAGUUGAUGGAUAACCGAGAGCCGGAGCUGGAUGUGGAGACGGACCACCAGGACAUUAUGAUGGCCGGGACGCCCGUAGAGGGAGUAAAGCCAGAGAGGAGGUCCUUCCGUGCGUAUGCGGCUGUCCUGUACAUCGACCCCAGGAUGAGGAUCUUCAUUCAGAGUCACAAAGUUCGAACCAAGCGAUUGUCCUGUUGCUUGUAUAACCCUAGGAUGUACAAAUACACAUCGACGCGCUUUAAAACCCGUGCGGAGCAGGAGGUCAAGAAAGCAGAUCACCUCUCGAAGCUCGCUGAGGAGAAGGCACGGGAAUCCGAGAGUAAAGCUCGUGCCCUGGAGUUAAAGCUUGGUGAUGACUUAUCCAAAGAAGCCAGAGCCGCACUGAGAAAGGCACAGGAUUCAGCUGUGGCGUUACGUGCCGAAGCUACUAGAAAACAAGCCAUCCAUGCAUCCAAACAAAAAGCUUUGAAAGAACCCAAGGAGCUGAACUUUAUAUUUGGCGUGAACAUCGAGAGACGAGACCAGGAUGGUAUGUUCGUCUAUAACUGCAGCCGUCUUAUUAAGAUGUAUGAGAAGACGGGACCACAGCUGGAGGGAGGAAUGGCCUGUGGAGGUGUUGUAGGAGUGGUGGAUGUUCCCUAUCUAGUGCUCGAGCCAACACACAACAAGCAGGACUUUGCAGACGCUAAAGAAUACAGACACUUACUGAGAGCCAUGGGAGAAUAUCUCGCCCAGUACUGGAAGGACAUCGGUAUAGCUCAGAAGGGUAUAGUGAAAUUCUGGGAUGAAUUUGGCUAUUUGUCGGCCAACUGGAACGCCGUCCCAUCAAAUGAAAUUCGGUUUCGCCGACGGAGAGCCAUGGAGAUACCGGUCACCAUCCAGUGUGAUAAGUGUUUGAAAUGGCGGACGUUGCCGUUUCAGAUGGAUGCUGUGGACAAGCGGUACCCAGACAGCUGGGUGUGUCUCAUGAACCCGGACGGAACCCAGGACAGGUGUGAUGCGUCUGAGCAGAAGCAGAAUUUGCCCGUCGGCGUUUUGAAAAAAGACAUCAAGUCGACCGAGGACAAACAGAAAGAUCUGUCCGAUAAAAUCCGUCAGCAGCAAGAGAAACUGGAGUCCCUGCAGAAAACCACAACAAUAAAAUCAGCAACAGAUAUAAAACGGCUGCCUCUAGAUGUCAGUACAAAACCUACAGAAGAGCGCACGCCUCAGCCGACCCGCUCAUCCCAGCGCGCAGCACCCCGCCCACGUUCACCACCUCUCCCUGCAGUGGUCAGAAAAGCUGUCAGUCAACCGCAGAUAACAAAAACUCCUCCCCCUAAACCAACUCCUCCUUCACGACCCACGCGGACCCCACCAGCACCUCCACCCAAAGCGAAGCCGUCACCUGCAGCCAAGGCAACAAAACCCGCCCCCAAACCUGUAGCCCCGCCCCCAACUCCGCCCACAAAAACGCCGGCUCGCAAAAGUGCCAUGCAGAGCCGCACUGCUACACCAUCGUCCGCCAAGACUGCUGGCAAACAAACUCCACCCAGCAAGAAAGGAAACAUAAAGAAGGGUAAAGUCCAAGAAGAAGAGGAGGAUGACGAGGAAGAAGAAAGUGAAGAGGAAGAGGAAGAAGAAGAGGAUGAAGACGACAGUGCGUCAGAAGAGGAUGAACCUCAACCCAAAAAAUCUAAGAUGGCGGCGUCUGUUCAGGCUCGAGGGAAAACUGCAGUGGAAAAAAAACCAGUAGCAGCGGCAGCGGCGGCAGCACCAGUCAAACUGACCACCACUGAGGUUAUCACGAAUAGCACUAAUGAAGAUCUGAAGAAAGAUGCGACAAAAAACAAUGCACAGAAAGAUAAAGGCAUGCAGGUUGAGGCGAAGGUGAACGGCGAGUGGUUCACGGGUCGUGUAACCGCGGUAGAGACGGGAAAGGACAAUGUACGCUGGAAAGUCAAGUUCGACUACGUUCCCAUGAACACUCCAAGAGAUCGCUGGGUGUUUAAGGGCAGCGAUGAUGUCCGUCUUAUGCGUCCAGCCUCUCCAGAGUCACGAAGUCCAGACACCAAUCAGGGUCCAGCACGGUCUGUGACUCCGCCCACCGCUGCUGAGCCGGACACGACUCAGAGCGGGCCGAGCAGAGAGACCACAGAAGGCCUCGUGACCAUGAUGAGGACGUUUAUACGGUAUUUUUUCCCGCCGGAUUUCCGAAUCCCUAAAGAUUCUGUGAACACUAUGAGUGCUGAGGACCUUGUGGCCUUUCCCAUCAAAGAGUAUUUCCAGCAGUAUGAGGCCGGACUCCAGAGUCUGUGUAACUCCUACCAGACGCGGGCCGAGUCUCGGGCACGAGCCGUCGAGGAGAAGAGCAGCGGGGCAGAAGCCAAACUACGCGAAUCUGAAGAGAAACUCCGCAAACUCAGAACCAACAUCGUCGCUCUUCUGCAGAAAGUUCAGGAGGAUAUUGAGAUCAGCAGUGAUGAUGAGCUGGACGCCUACAUUGAAGAUUUGGUCACAAAGGGAGAGUGAAACCCUGCAUCUCCUCUGUUUUACCUUCAUUUUCACUCUCUACAUUUGUGUUUCAUGCAUACUAAGAGUUCUAGCGGAAGACUGGAGAUGAUUGCUGGUCGGCCACAUAUCCAUCCCUAUAUACUGUGACAGAACUCUAAUGCAGCAAAAGCUUCAUUGCCAACUUCAACGCAUUUUUGGGUUCGAAACGCCACUCGGGCCAUCAGCGCAGCCUUGGGACAGACUGAACUUGUGGGCUUCAGGUGAU
Molecule: messenger RNA, 3633 nt
Organism: Rhinichthys klamathensis goyatoka
Lineage: Eukaryota; Metazoa; Chordata; Actinopteri; Cypriniformes; Leuciscidae
Gene: morc2
Product: MORC family CW-type zinc finger 2
Exons: 27
Coding region: 264-3386 (1040 amino acids)
Cellular component (GO): nucleus
Molecular function (GO): zinc ion binding
Source: RefSeq, a predicted model, not a curated record